AUGGAUUUUAUUCCUAAUCAAUACAAUCCCCAUAAUUUAAUAAUUGAUUUCCAUUCCCAAUCUCGCCGCUUCUUCUCUGUCGCAGUUAGCUUCCCCAUCAUCGCCGGAGAAAGACAUGAAAGUCAAGAUCUUGCGUGGCAUGCGGUUGCGUCAUGGACAUGGGAUGCUCAAGAUGAGACAUGUGGGAUAUGUCGUAUGCCAUUUGACGGUUGUUGUCCAGACUGCAAACUCCCUGGAGACGAUUGCCCUCUAAUUUGGGGAGCUUGCAACCAUUCGUUUCAUCUUCAUUGUAUACUGAAAUGGGUUAACUCACAGACGAGUCAAGCUCAUUGCCCCAUGUGUCGUAGAGAAUGGCAAUUCAAAGAGUAAUAAGGAGUGAAGAGAGACCCUUUGUGUUGUGCCUUGAUUAAAUGUCUAGGUUUCCAUCAUUGUUGGAUCAUUGUUCCGAAUUUUGUACGACCCUUGAUGGAUUGUUAAUGGAUGCAUAUAUAAGUAACUAACGAUAAAAAAUGUAGCAAAGAGUUUUUGGUCCAUUUUAUGCGGGCCCAUGUAUAGGGCAACCUGAUUAUAAUUGACAUGAUUACUUGGUCA
Molecule: messenger RNA, 591 nt
Organism: Brassica napus (rape)
Lineage: Eukaryota; Viridiplantae; Streptophyta; Magnoliopsida; Brassicales; Brassicaceae
Product: anaphase-promoting complex subunit 11
Exons: 5
Coding region: 1-369 (122 amino acids)
Biological process (GO): positive regulation of mitotic metaphase/anaphase transition; anaphase-promoting complex-dependent catabolic process; protein ubiquitination
Cellular component (GO): anaphase-promoting complex; nucleus
Molecular function (GO): zinc ion binding; ubiquitin protein ligase activity; cullin family protein binding
Source: RefSeq, a predicted model, not a curated record